AUGGCCAUGUACACUAAAAGUUCAUCCCUUCUAAGUAUUCUUCUAAGCACCAAAUUAUCCUACAACAAUACAAGGUUAACCUACUCAAAUUACAAGAAAUACAAGCAAAGUAUAUGCUUCAUAAAUGAUUUUUAUAAAAAUUCUUUACACACAAGUACCUCUUUACAGAAAAGAAGAAAAACUGCUGAAGAACGAAAAUCGACAAGAAUUUUGGAAUUCUCCCCAAAAGCAAAGGGAGAACUUAUUGGAGUUUGGAAAGACAUUACGAUAAGGGAGUUAGCUACAACUUUAAAUAGAGAUAUAAACUAUGUAAAGGAUCUCUUUCUAAAUGUAAUUAAGGACCCAGAUAUGCCUAUAAGUGAUAUAAAAGUAAUACAACAAGCUAUUAAAAGAAGUGGGAAUAGAAUUAACAUUAUAGGAAAGCCUAAGGAUGAGGUUAAAGAAAUCCUAAAAAGUGACAUUCACCCUAGGCCUCCCCCCACUAAAGACAUGCUGAAACCACGCCCCCCUGUUGUUACUGUAAUGGGGCACGUUGAUCAUGGCAAAACAACCCUAUUGGAUGCUUUGAGGCAUUCCAGUGUGGUCGAUCAAGAAUUUGGGGGAAUUACACAACAUAUAGGCGCCUUUUCGGUGGUGCUCGACUCGGGUGCCAAAAUUACAUUUUUAGACACGCCAGGGCAUGCGGCGUUCAGCGCCAUGAGGGCCAGGGGGGCCAAUUUAACUGAUAUUGUUGUUUUGGUAGUUGCUGCUGAUGAUGGAGUUAUGGAACAAACUGUUGAGUCUGUGAGGAUGGCAAGACAAGCCAAAGUUCCUAUUCUUGUUGCCAUAAACAAAAUUGAUUCCCCAAAGGCAGACAUCGAAAGAACAGAACAAAUGCUUGUUGAAAUUGGAAUACAAGUAGAAAAGUUAGGGGGGGACGUUCAGGCAAUUCCAGUUUCUGCUUUAAAAAAGAAAAAUUUAGCACAACUUACAGAAGCUCUGGUUUUGCAAGCAGAUCUUUUGGAAAUAGGGGCUGACUCCACAGGUCCUGUGGAGGCUGUAGUAGUAGAAAGUAAGAUGCACCCACAUAGAGGAAAAUUAAGUACCAUGGUUAUACAGAGAGGGACACUCAUGAAGGGGGAUAUUUUGAUUGCUGGACAAUGUAUGGCAAAAGUGCGUACACUUCGUGAUGCCGACGGGAAAAUUGUUGAAAAAGUCGGACCAGGCGAACCUAUAGAAAUAGAGGGUUGGAAAUCACUGCCAUCUGCUGGAGAGCAGGUCCUUCAGGUUGAAAGUGAACGUAAAGCCAGAGAAGUAAUUAAAGUAAGAGAAACUCUUAAGAAUAUGGAAAAACAGGAAGAUGAAGUUAAAAUUAUUGAACAAAAAAGAGACCAGCAUGAAAGGGAAUACCAGGAGAAAUUGGAGACAAAGAGGAAAAUGGGCAGGUACAAGAUCAGGAGAGAGGGGCCUAGGUUACCAGAAUUCAGAGAUGAUGAUGACGGUAGUCCAUACUUACACCUUAUUGUCAAAGGGGACGUGGAUGGGACCCUUGAGGCACUCCUGGACACCUUAGACACAUAUGAAUCGGAGGAGUGCAAAAUGGAGCUAAUACAAUACGGAGUAGGUGCCGUAACCCAAAAUGACAUAGAACUUGCAGACACAUUUAAAAGUAUCAUCUACGCCUUUAACGUCGAAUUACCGGCAAACUUGAAAACGAUGGCUGAAGAUCUCAAAGUCGACAUACGGCAUUUUAACGUGAUCUACAAGUUGAUUGACGAUGUAAGAAACGAAAUAAACGGCAGGUUGCCAACGAAGGAAGUAGAAGAGAUUUUAGGUGAAGCCACUGUUUUGCAACAAUUCGAAAUCAACCAGGGUAAGAAAAAAGUUCCAGUGGCGGGCUGCAGGUGCGUCAAAGGUAAUUUAAAAAGAGCUGCCAUGUACAAGCUUGUUAGAAAUGGGGAAGUUGUGCACACGGGUAAUUUAUCGUCCAUGAGGCAUUUAAAAGACGAAGUGGACACCAUUAAAACAAACACUGAAUGUGGUCUUCAAUUAUUUGAUAAAGAUGUUACGUUUCAAUCCGGAGACACCCUCAUAUGCUUCCAAAUGAAAAACGAAGCCCAGAAAACUGACUGGGACCCAGGAUUUUAG
Brassicogethes aeneus is the source of this 2127-nucleotide messenger RNA. The record is from the annotation of a GenBank genome assembly. Lineage: Eukaryota; Metazoa; Arthropoda; Insecta; Coleoptera; Nitidulidae.